AUGGCUGCACUCCGACAAGAGAAGCACUAUGGGCUCUCCUGUGGGAAGAAGAACCUUAACAAUCCCAACAGGACGUUGUACCAUGUCAAGCUCACGGACUCCGCUUUACGCGCGCUGGAGGCUUUCCAAAACAUCAAGGAAUCGGUACAUAGUGAACCAUCUAUUUGCUUCAAUGGGAGUCAAGGGUACAUCAAGAUCCCGGCUCCCACACCAGAGGCAGUGUCUGCUCUCCGGGUAUUUACCUUCUACUUGUCUACAGACAGCAAGGAUCAGCCUCAAGCCAGCUUUGACUGCAUCCAUCAAUAUGCAUCAAGUCAGGGCCAUGAGCAGCUUGAAGGUCAAGGCAUCAUUCAGGACAAGAUAACAGUGUGUGCCACCGACGACUCGUACCAGAUGACGCGCGAGCGGGUGUCUCAGGUGGAGAAAGACAGCUGGAACCGCUCUGUCAUCGAGAUCAAGCCUGGACAUCCAGGUUGGUCUUCCAAAUUCCCCAAACGUAAUGUGCAGUCAUUAUCUGGACCAGACAGUCUACUGAAGCAGCCCCCCCAAAGACCUCGGGUCAGCGGUGGAGCAGGGUCUAGCUCCUUAAGGGAACGCAUCAUUCACCUGCUGGCUCUAAAGCCACACAGGAAAUCACAACUGCUGAUGUGGCUCGACAAGGAGAGGGCCAGUCCCAAAGACAAGGCAGAGCUGGGGGCCAUACUCGAGGAGGUUGGGAACCUGAAUCCUAAAGACAACAACUAUUAUCUACAGGACAUUUUUUACAAGAGUGUACAAAAGGACUGGUCUGGCUACAGUGAAGAGGAAAAACAGCUCAUUGGGAGAGUUCUUGCCAGGAAACUCUCAACCAAUUGCCAAUCACAAAAUCUCCCAGCAACUCCAUUAAUGCAAACGUUCCCAGAAAAUACAAUGCUGCAACAAAGCUUGAAGAAAAAUCCUAAUAUGAAACGCUCUGUGCCUUCGACGUGUUCACAGGAAAAGAUUUUGGACAAACGACAAAAGAUUUUAACCAAGAAGUUCCCUCAAGAACCUGUUUCACAGGAGCUGAUGGACAAACUCAACAAAACCGAUAUCCAAAAAAAGACUGCAUCGGAUGAGAAACCAGACUACAUUCUUUUGUACAGCUCUAUAACGAGUUGGGAGCAGCGUGAGAGGUACCAGACGGAUUUCUGCGCUGAGUAUGACGAAUACAAAAACCUUCACUCAAGAAUCGCCACCAUCACUCACAUGUUUGUUCAACUUGGGGCCAAGAUUAAAAGUCUUUCUCCCGGCACUAAAGAAUAUAGAAUUAUGGAAGAUCAAAUACUGGAAAAGUAUAGCAAAUAUAAGAAGAAGUUUCCUGGCUACAGAGAAGAGAAGAAGAGAUGUAAAUACCUUCAUGAAAAACUGUCGUACAUCAAACAGCGUAUCACAGACUAUGAUAUAGCUCAGGGCUCGUAG
Molecule: messenger RNA, 1440 nt
Organism: Knipowitschia caucasica
Lineage: Eukaryota; Metazoa; Chordata; Actinopteri; Gobiiformes; Gobiidae
Source: the annotation of a GenBank genome assembly